GCGUCCCGGAAGAGUUAGUGCUGCAAGGGGUUCUGGGUAUUUGUUCUGUUGUGUUUAUGUUGUGUUACGGUGCGGAUGUUCUCCCGAAAUGUGUUUGUCAUUCUUGUUUGGUGUGGGUUCACAGUGUAGCACAUAUUUGUAUCAGUAUUAAAGUUGUUUAUACGGCCACCCUCAGUGUGACCUGUAUGGCUGUUGACCAAGUAUGCAUUGCAUUCACUUGUGUGUGUGAAAAGUAAAGAAUAUAUCGAGUGGAUGCUAUCCUCCUUUGUAGGGACAUUGUUGAUUGUCUUGUACGAAUGUACUUUGUGGACGCCGUCUGCUCCACGCGCCGUAAGUCUUUGCUGUCCUCCAGCAUUCUGUUAUUGUUUACUUUGCAGCCAGUUCAGUUUUAGUUUUGUUUUGCAUAGCCAUCCCUAAGCUUCAAUGGGUCCCAUUCAGCAACCGUUCUUAAGAACACAUUUUUUUUCUUUGGCCCACUUUCGAAGUUUUUAAGGAGAUUUUUGUAUUCACCAAUGUUUUCAUAGCUGGGAUUUGUUCGUAGGUAAGAACAAAAUCUACAAGUGCUCCAGAGCACUCUUAGGGGGGCCUAUUUGUUCUUAAGUGUGACAAGUUCCCUUACUUUUAUUGUCUAAUGUUAUAUUAAUAUCAUAGAUACAUAUAAAUACAGAUAGAUGGAUAGAGAGAUAUAGAUAAGACAGACAGACAUACAGCAAAAUGAGCAACAUAUAGACAUUUCAAAAUACACACACACACACGCAUACACAAUCUCAUGUUAUUUAUUCAAGGAUACUAUUAAACUGAUCAAAGGGGUAAAACAUUUAAAAAUAUUUGAAUUUAUAAAAAUAUGAAUAUAUAAAUAUUUUUUUCAAAAUCAAGUAUUUUGCCAUGAUAAAUGUAGUAUGCAUAUAUAUAUAUAUAUAUAUUUAUAUAUAUAUAUAUAUAUAUAUAUAUAUAUACACACACACACACACACUAUAUUGCCAAAAGUAUUUGGCCACCCAUCCAAAUGAUCAGAAUCAGGUGUCCUAAUGAUGAGAAUCAGGUGUCCUAAUCACUUGGCCCGGCCACAGGUGUAUAAAAUCAAGCACUUAGGCAUGGACACUGUUUCUACAAACAUUUAUGAAAAAAUAGGCCGCGCUCAGAAUCUCAUUGAUUGGAACUGUCAUAGGAUGGAUGCCACCUGUGCAACUAAUCCAGUCGUGAAAUUUCCUCGCUCCUAAAUAUUCCAAAGUCAACUGUCAGCUUUAUUAUGAGAAAAUGGAAGAGUUUGGGAACAACAGCAACUCAGCACAUAGUGCAAAGAGGUCGCCAACUUUCUGCACAGUCAGUUGCUACAGAGCUCCAAACUUCAUCUGACCUUCCAAUUAGCCCACGUACAGUACGCAGAGAGCUUCAUGGAAUGGGUUUCUAUGGCCGAGCAGCUGCAUCUAAGCCAUACAUCACCAAGUAUGUUGAUUUAGUGAUUGGUGACUCUUUAAAAGACCAACAUGCCUCUCACACCCUGUUGCAACUCAUCUCACAUAAUGGCAAUACUUUUGCUGCCACUGCAAGAUACCGCAGAUCGCGCCCUGAGGAUGGCGCGCAUAUUUCACGACCAUAUAGACCUAUUUGCCCGAAGUGACAAAUAUUUAUUUGAACGCUUUAGGCUACCUCAGCAGUCCCCCAUUUCUUAAACAUACGUUUUGACAUUAUGUAUUUACCCCGCGGGAUAAUACAAAUUUGUCUUCUGUAAUGUGUUUGUGUUUUCUCCGUGUGUUUGAUGUUCGGCUUUUCCGCCGGAAUUGUGCCCUUAUAUGGGGAAUUAAGGGCGUUUACCUAUGCAAAUUACGGAAUUACGGGUGUUUACAUAUGCAUAUUGAGAAAAUAAGGGUGUUUUUAUAUGCAAAUUAUGAUAGACACGCAUGCGCAGCUCAAUGAUUUUUGUUUACAUCAUGCAACGUGCGUUUGCGAGAAGAGCGGGUGUGGCCGCUGUGUCAAGAGUGGCAGGAUGUGAGGCUGAAGAGAAGGGAGGCGUACGUGUGUGUUUAGGGGUUAAAUUAUGUGCCUGUUGGCAGGUCUGUUGGUCAUUCUAGGAAUGGGGGUGUCACUGAUCUCAUAUUAAUACUUUUUUUCCUAAUAUUUUCGAGAUCGACUGGUAGGGUCCCAAAGCUCGACAAGUCGAUGGCAAUCGACGGGUUGGUGACCCCUGUUUUAGAUAUUCGCUGUAUUUGGGAGAACUGUUAUUUGAAUAGAAAUUGUACAAAAAAAAGUAUUUUUUUAUGCAUUUUAUUUUGGAUAAACCAGAUGUACCUUAUUGUGAAGGGAACUAAACAGAUUGAGUGUUUGGUUGAUGUAUUUACUUACAAGUGGUAAGUUGCUACUACUUUGUAGCUAAGUUUAAAAAAAAAAAAAAAAAAAAAAGGCAACGUGUACAUUUUGGCAUAGGACAAAACGCCUAUCAGUAAGAAUCUUUCACUCCGCUACAAAAACAAAGCAUUUCUUGUUGAAAAGCAAAAAAAAGGUUAGAUUUUGUUUAGGGCUGCAACUAACAAUUAAUUUGAUAAUCGAUUAAUCUGUCGAUUAUUACUUCGAUUAAUCGAUUAAUAAUCGGAUAAAAGAGACAAACUACAUUUCUAUCCUAUCCAGUAUUUUAUUGAGAGAAAAAAACAGCAUACUGGCACCAUACUUAUUUUGAUUAUUGUUUCUCAGGUGUUUGUAAAUGUUGCAGUUUACAAAUAAAGGUUUAUAAAAAAUAAAAAAUAAAUUAUAUAAAAAAAAAAAAAAGCAUAGAUCAACGAAUCGAUGACUAAAUUAAUCGGCAACUAUUUUUAUAAUCGAUUUUAAUCGAUUUAAUCGAUUAGUUGUUGCAGCCCUAAUUUUGUUAUGCCAUCUCCACAUGUUCCCUUCUUUUUCCCAGGUUGAGAAGGGCAGGAUGGGCAGACAGCGGAAGAGGGUGGUGACGGGGGAGGCUGCCCCUCCUCUGAGAAAAGACGAUAAGCCCCUUGCGUUCCACCGCAAGGAGAAAAAAAAGAAAAUCGACAUUGGCAAAAUUUUCAUCAACAUCUCAAUAGGCCUUUGUGUGGUCAGCCUGAUCUGGUUCUUCUAUGCCCUGUACAUGCGGUCCAGUCUGGCCAAGCGAGUCGUGACCCUGCACCCGUCACCUCGUGUUCUUGAUGCCAAUUCCAGCAGUGCCCAGGUCUCACCAGAGAGAUUCUGGGGUUCUUACAGGCCACAGGUCUACUUUGGUAUGAAAACAAGGAGUCCCAGGUCAAUUGUGACAGGUAUGAUGUGGAUGCGUCAGUUUUCGGACAUGGACGUAAUCCUGAGGCACACCUGCGAGCAAGGAGAUCGCUUGCAGGGUUACGGCUGGUUGAUGCAUGAUGGGAUCACCUUUGGCGUCCAGGAGAUCAGAGACAGCGAUUUCACACUGACCACAGAGUUUGUCAAGAGAAUGGGAGGAGAUCACGGUGGGGACUGGACUUGGCGGGUCACUGCUAAACAGCACAGCUCUGCCCCAAAGGCACCAGUCCUCUCUCUGAUGUUAUAUGCAGCUGCAGAUACCCAAGGGUCACUGGAGGCUCAUGUAGAGGAGAAAAGCCGCCUUGCUUCCAUCACCGGCGUCUCCGAAGAGCUUGGCAAUUUCAAAAUCACAUUUCGAAAACCUGUCACCGGGGAAUUAUCCAGUCCUAAAUAUGCAAGUUAUAACUACCUUCAGACUGUCUCUCCUGGCUUGGAGAAGCUGACCGAAAUUGUGAAGCACAGUCUGAACCGCAGGUUUGUCUACAGCCCACCAUCAGGCGAAAAGAGGCAUUACAUUGCUGUAGACACCUACAAGCCCCCGCAUCCCCAACAUAAGCCACCCGAUGCGAGGAAAGAGAGCGACUUUGUGGUUCACCAAGUCACGGUCCAAACACCGUUUCAAAUGGAAGUUCUCUUUGAGUCUGGAAGCUUUCGCAGCCGGCACGACCAGCUCGUGGGCCCGAUUAUGACCCAGGAGCUGGAGAAGAGGAAAUCUGAGUUUGACGCCAAGUUUGAGGAGACGUUUGGACUUGAAAGCAAAGGCUACAGUCAGCCACAUAUCAGGUUGGGUAAGGCGGCACUUAGCAACAUGUUGGGUGGAAUGGGUUACUUCCACGGCCAGUCAGUGGUACAGUCCAUCUACAACGAAUACCCACUCCUGUACCCCCAAGGUGUGUUAUUCACUGCAGUCCCAUCACGCUCUUUCUUUCCCAGGGGUUUUCUUUGGGAUGAGGGUUUUCACCAACUGCUGCUGAGUAAGUGGGAUCCACAGGUGACGAGAGAGGCAGUUUCCCACUGGAUAGACUUAAUGAAUAUGGAGGGCUGGAUCCCCCGUGAGCAGAUACUCGGCGACGAGGCUCACAGUAAGGUCCCUGCUGAGUUUGUAGUUCAGCGGAACGAGAACGCCAAUCCGCCCACUCUCUUUUUAGCUCUUGAAAAACUAAUUGAACAGUUCUCUUUAAAUUCGGCCAGCAUGGAGUCUCAGCCAACCUUGCCUUUUCUCAAACGACUCUACCCAAGACUAAAAACCUGGUUUGAGUGGUACAAUACCACUCAGUCGGGACCCUUGCCUAACUCGUACCGGUGGCGUGGACGUGACAAGGACACCAAUGUCUUCCUCAAUCCUAAGACUCUGACAUCGGGUCUUGACGAUUACCCACGAGCCUCACAUCCGUCCGCAGAUGAGCGCCAUGUGGACUUGCACUGCUGGAUGGCUUUGUCCUCUGGCAUCAUGGCUCGAAUCGCUCAGCUUUUAGGUGAACCCCACCAGGACUAUGAAGCUACCCACAAAAUGCUCACGGACAACAAUCUGCUGAAUGAACUUCACUGGUCCGUGCAGCUCCAUGCUUUCAGCGACUAUGGCAACCACACAGCGGCUGUGACCUUGCAGCAGGAAAAGGUGUACAUCUCCCCCGGAGAACGCCGCCAUCAGUUCCCUGUGGCACGUCUUGUGCGCCAUGUCCGCAAGGCUCCCAAACUCCAAUAUGUCAACGCUUUGGGUUACGUUAGUUUGUUCCCCUUCUUACUACAUGUUCUCCAGCCGGACUCGCCCAAAAUAGAACACAUUCUUAAUGACAUGAAAGACCCUAAUAAGCUGUGGACACCUUACGGCCUGCGUUCUCUUUCAAAGACCGAUCCCAUGUAUAUGAAACGCAACACGGAACACGAUGCCCCCUACUGGAGGGGACCGGUAUGGAUUAAUAUAAACUACCUGGCAGUGAGAGCCCUUCACCACUACAGCAAUACACAGGGGCCCUAUCAAGAGCGGGCAGCUGCUCUUUAUGAGGAACUCAGGACUAACAUUAUCAGUAAUGUGUACAGACAGUAUGUCGAAACAGGUUAUAUCUGGGAACAGUACAAUGAUACAACUGGCAGGGGUCAAGGUAGUCACCCCUUUACUGGCUGGUCGGCCCUAACUUUGUUAAUGAUGGCUGAACAGUAAUAAUAUAAUUUUUGUCCACAGUACAUGAUUUGAAGAAGAAAAACAAUCUAGCUUUGAUUCAUGAACAGUGUUAAGAGUAACAGCAUUACAAAAUAACUGUUAUUACCACUUCCGCUAGGUGGUUAUGUGUUCGCCGGCAACAACAAAACUCAUAAUGAAACUUUCAGGAAAUGUCAGAAAUAAGAUAAGGGACAAGUGAUUUAAGUUUUAGGGGUGAUCCAGAUGAUUUCUACUACGUCACCUUACGUUUAGGUUACAAGCUUCAACUUCCUUGUGUGUGUAUGCUACCAACCACGCCUCCACCCACAGAGACUAAAACAGUGCAGUCUGUUUUGAAGCGACAGGGCGACAAGAAACACGCACAGACAUGCCAAUUUUACUUAUCCUUCAAUAAAUUAGGUUAUGUUAUCGCUGGGGUUUUGUUGUCUCUUUGUUAGUUGGCAACAUAGCUCAAACAAUUAUUGGUGGAUUUUAAUAAAACCUUUAUGAAAUGUCAAAAAUGGAAUAAGGAACACGUUUUUAGAUGUUGGGGGUAAUCCGGAUCACCGUCUACAGUCAGGAUUUUUCAAAAUAAUUCUUUAAUAUUGGGAGACAGGGCCUGGCGGAGGUCUGCGUACUCUGGGUGCUUUUCUAGUUAUCGUGGUUUUCUGAUAAUGUGUAUUUUAAAUACUAUUUCAAAUGUUGCAACACUCUUACCGUUAGCGUCAGUGUGGUCAAGGAGAGGCCCGGCCGUAGACGCAUUUUCAAUUGCUUUAUUAACUUGCGGUAACAACAACAUGCAGUGAACCCAUUCAGCAGUCGCUGCUGUUGGUCGUGACUUACGCCAGUCACUCCACACGCAAACUGGUAACCAGGGAUGGGUACCGAAUUCUGUACUUUUGUAGAUAUCGAGCCGUCCAAAUUCCGUUGGGACUGCCGGGUACCGAUUCAUGUAAACUCAAACGGUAUCAUAUUUCGAUACCUCGGUUGCUUGUGACGUCACGCUCAGUUGCAGACUACCAAGCCCUUAGCCGGAGUGCCUCUAGAUAGUGUUACAAUUUUACAUGCCAACAAACAAAGCAAGCAUCCCUGAUAGAAAAUGCUCACAAGUAAGGCUCUGCUUUUCAAAAUGUGUUAUCUUGAUGCUAAUUUACAUUGGAAAUGCCAUAUGCCAGUGUUUAAUAUACAUCAACAACAAUCCAAAAGUUCGAAAAUCGAGGUCCAGCUGUACCAGAAAGCCAGUGUUGUUUACAAGUGCACUAUGAAAAUGACGGCAAGAAGAAUCCAUAAUUCUCCGUUUAAGCCCUUUUGCAAGUGUGAGUUUUAAGGACAAACGUAUGCAGUUGCGUGUUGACAAGAGGCCAAAAUUAACAAGUAUGACUUUCAAAAGUAUCCAUGUUCGUGUGGACAUGGGCUAAGAUGCACGUACAAUCAAACAACUGCUAUGUAAUAAAUACAAUACUUUGUAAACAUUUUGUAGGGCUCAACCAAAGAUAAGACUGGCACCUUCAACUAAAUGGCAAAGAAUACUUCCUGGCUGUAUUAACACAUCGAGGACAAAUUGUACAUGCUGUGAUAUUUCAGUAUAUCCACUAUAAAAAAGAGAAACCUGUCUUCAGUUUUGUUGGCUUUAAUUGCAGCAACAUUCUGACACUUGCAAUGCUCUGCAAAAAUGCCCCCCGUGUUGCAAAGUGGACUUGCAAGAAAUAACUGCACAGCAUUAAAUUGAAUUAAAACAUCUAGAUGAUUUAUCAAACAAUUAACCACACACACACACACAAAGUACCAAAAAUUGGUACUGUUGAGUACCGUUAUCGAGUCCCAGGUAUACCGAGACUCUGUACCUAAUUACAUUUAUUAAGGAGUAAAUCCGUUACUUCCAUCUAUUUUCUACCGCUUGUCCCUUUCUGGAUUGCGGGGGUCUGGAGCCUAUCCCAGCUGCACUCGGGUGGAAGGCAGCGUACACGCUGAACAAGUCUGCACCGCAACGCAGGCCCAACACAGAAAUUCGUUACUUAUAGAUAAACUUUUUGGGAAAGUACCGGUACCUGAAUAAUUACAUUUUUUUUUAGAUAACACUGUUCAUGAAUGUACUAAUUGACCAAUGCAGGUCAGUUGUAUUGUGUAAAACAGGGGUGUCAAACUCAUUUUAGCUCAGGGGCCACAUGGAGGAAAAUCUAUUCCCAGGUGGGCCGGACUGGUAAAAUCAUGGCAUGAUAACUUAAAAACAAAGACGACCACAGAUUGUUCGCUUUGUUUUACUUUGGCCAGAAAUAGAAGAAACACAUUCUGAAAAUGUACAAAUCACGAAUAAUCCUUUUGACAAAACACUUCAAAUUCUGAGGGGAAAAAAAUGUGUGCGGUUUGAAAAACACAACAAACUUAGACUUUGUCUCAGUGUAUCUACAAAGCCAAUAAACAUGAAGUCACAGCCUAUCUGGGAUUGAACAGAAUAAAUAUACUUCUAGGUGUCAAAUAUCUCAUUUGUCAUGUCCAGGUAUUAACCCUGUGCUAACUCGACAAACUACGCACACGGAUGUAGAAACUGUUGAACGGUUGAGUUACACUCACGUUUCUCGUUUUUGACAGAAACAUUUAGGGGCAAUGAGGGCGCCAAAGAACAAUGCGUUUGAAGCAGAAGACCUAAAACUGCAGGUUUUGCAUUUAAUUUGUUCGAGAGGAGGAGCCACAGCCACGCGUUACCACAGCUUUAUGCGCUUUACUGUGUACCUCUUGCUGGGCCCCGGUAUCAAGCGUUUGCUUGCCCAACAGAGUUGUUAUUGUGACACCCAGUGGACACAUUUAGAUCAGCAGUUUCUUUCAUUAAACAAUCUCAGCUCAAUUUUUUUUACUUGGCAAACUCAUCUAUCAGGCCCACGGGCCGUACAUUUGACAUCCCUGGUGUAAAAGUAUGUACUGUACAAAGUGUAGCUACCCUGUCUCUAUGAAGCCAUUCAUUUACAGUCGUCCCUCACCACAUCAUGCUUCACUCUUAUCGCAGGUUUUAAAGUAUUUUACAAGUAUUUUUGGCCUAAAUUAAGCAUUUUGAAGCAUUAUGCACCUGGGGAUAAGUUGAUUGGCAACACUAAAUUGGCCCUAGUGUGUGGAUGUUAGUGUGAAUGUUGUCUGUCUAUCUGUGUUGGCCCUGCGAUGAGGUGGCGACUUGUCCAGGGUGUACCCCGCCUUCCGCCCGAUUGUAGCUGAGAUAGGCUCCAGCGCCCCCCGCGACCCCAAAGGGAAUAAGCGGUAGAAAAUGGAUGGAUGGACAAUGGCUAAAUGAACUGAACAUACUACAUUAGUAUUGGCCACCAUCGAGACCAAACCAAUCAGCGCACUGUUCUGUAUCGUGGACAAUGAUUGGCUCAAAUUCAGGCAGCAUCCAGUCCCGCCUUUACGGGUGUAAAGGUGAUUACAUGGGUGUUAUUUGAUGCUCAGAGGGCUCUCGUUGUGUUGAAAAAACUUAUUUUGAAGGUUGUAAACCGUUUUUUUAUGCUGUGUAUUUGAUUUAUAAUAAUGAAUCUUACUUCGCGGAAAUUAAUUGACCACGAUCAGGACCGGAACAAAUUUACUGUAGCGAAACAUGCUGUUUUAUUUAAAUAUCAGGGAGUGGCUUUCUACUUCCAUUAAACCUGCCAUGCAUAAAUGAACGUUUACUUGACAUUUGUACUGUUUUCUCAUCAUGACUGCUUAUUUGGAUUAUUGCAUAGGCUUUCAUUCACUCACUCACUGCUUUUGAAAGCAGUCGUGUUUUGUAUUUGCCGAAUCAGCAUUUACUUUGCCAUCGAUCAUGUUAGUGUCAACGUUGUGUCAAAAGAAUAAAUGAUUUGCAUAUGGA
This is a messenger RNA of Nerophis lumbriciformis (worm pipefish), 9254 nucleotides long. It is a transcript of the gene mogs, whose product is annotated as mannosyl-oligosaccharide glucosidase. Gene Ontology annotation, molecular function: Glc3Man9GlcNAc2 oligosaccharide glucosidase activity. The record is from RefSeq and is a predicted model, not a curated record. Gene Ontology annotation, cellular component: endoplasmic reticulum membrane. Gene Ontology annotation, biological process: oligosaccharide metabolic process; protein N-linked glycosylation. Lineage: Eukaryota; Metazoa; Chordata; Actinopteri; Syngnathiformes; Syngnathidae.